UACAGGAAGCAGAAAGUGUUCGACUGCACGGCUCUGUUUCAGCUCAGGGGAGGAUGAUCUCGCGGUUAGGUGCAGUAGAGACAAACACACACACUGUGUGAUCUGAAAGUGAAGGUAAAACAGACCGAGGAGAGAAAAUAAUGGAAACAGACAUUUUCCCCACUCUUGAAUAUACUGAAUGAUACAAUCGAUAAUCUUGAUGUGGCUUAACAGACGGUAACACCAUUUGUAGUUCUGAUUUAAGUCUUCUCAUUUUCCUACUAUAUUUUAAAAGAAAUAGACGUCAAACACAAGCUUUCUGGUUCUACAUCAGCUGACGAGGAAACACUGAAGAGGACAACAGAGACUGAAGACAAAAGAACCCAGAGAGGAUCAUUUCCAGAGUCUCUCAAUGAACACAGAGAAGACGGACUCAACAGACAUGAGCAGAAGAUACUGUGGGCUGGAGAAUCCAGACUCCACCUCCUACUUGAAUGCAGUUCUUCAGACACUCUUCAUGACGAAGGAGUUCAGACAACAUGUCGAGAGUGUUUCAUCUGAUGAUAACUUCAUUAAAGAGCUGAAGAAAUUGUUCAAUGAAUUGGAAACACAAGAGAAAAAUGCAGUUUCAGCAGCUGGGGUCACCAGAAGCCUCGGCAUUACAGACGUUUAUAAACAACGAGACGCAGCAGAACAUCUACAUUCGAUCCUUAAAAAGACUCCUGGAUCCUCUGAGCUUUUUAAGGUCUCAACGACCAAAAGAGCAUGCGUGUCAUGCAGAGACAAACAAGAACCCUGUCAGGAUUUUCUCUCAUUGCCAGUCUCUUUUAAACACUCUCAGGAUGUGGAAGUUGCUUUAGAGGCACAUAUUCUUCAAAUGUGUGAAAAGUAUCAGCUGCGUUGUCGUAACUGUCAGAAAACAACAGUCUGGAAAAGUGAGAUGAUCACCUUUCCAAAACUACUGAUUAUUCAGUUGAGGAGGUCUGGUGACAAGGAAGUGCUCAUUCGUCCUCAGAUUAAGGUUUCCUCUCACACGUAUGAACUCUAUGCCAUAGUAAACCAUGAGGACACAUAUUGUAGUGGAUACUAUUAUGCAGACAUCAAAUGUGAAGAUGAAAUCUGGCGUCGAUUUGAUGAUUGCAGUGUCUCAGAGACUCCCAGUGACGAGCGCCCUACACUCAGGAGUUCAGAAGCCCAUCUACUCGUGUUCAGACAAGUAUAAUCAGCAUGCAGCAUUCAAUAAAUCCAGUAAUACAUGACUUCAGAUUCACAAGAAAACACAUUUAUAAAUCAGCCUAGAAAUCUUGUUCACUGGCAAAUAUACAUUGCAGAAAAGUACCAAAUCAAAACUCAUUUCAUAUUUGAUGACCUUUACACAGUUAUUGAACUGAACUGAAUCAACAUUGAACUGAAUUGAUCUGAAUAAUAACUCUAUUGUCUUCUGUAGAGCUGAUCUACAGCUGAAUCUGAAUUAUUCUCAUAUUUGAUGAAGUUUGAUUCAGUUAUUUUCCUCUUUAUUCCUGUGAAGUUGAUUUAAAACAAUCUGUAACAUGAAACAUAUUCAUGCAUUUAUUCAUCUUUCAUGUUAAUCAUUUAAUGAUUUAUGGCUUAUGAUUUUUCAACAUUAUCUUUGAUUUCAUAUACUCAUGUACUCCUACUCCAUAUAUUAAUCCUCAUCAUAUUUUCAAGUAUUUACUCUUUAUUGUACUCAUGGUUAUGGUUAUUCUUUCAUCUUUAAGAGAAUGUAUUGUGCUGUAUUCAGUUGUUCUUCAAGUGUUUCAGUGUUCAGGUCAUGUCGACACGUUUGUGGUUAGAUAUUGGACGCCUGCCAUGUACUGCAGAAGUGAUGAUCAUUUUGAACUUGAUGUAUCUUUGCAUCAAAAUAUGUCUGUUUCCAUCUCUGCAGACAUGAGAUAAUGCAAGAUCUGCUUCUGCUUCUUCUCUUCUACCUCUCAUUUCAUUCUGCAAAUAUCUUCCUUCUUCUGUUCUCCCUUUCUCUAUAUUCUGAUCUUCACUCUUCAUCUGUUCCAUACAAUACUCUGGAUUCUAUUAUAAACUAUUAUUUACUUCAGUCAUUUCUUUGUGUCUAUAAUGUGUACUUUAUUAUUCCUUAUUCAGAUUUGAUCUCUGACAUAAUCAUUGCUGGACUGUCUGGAUAUAUAAAUAAAUAAAACAGUCAUCCUGUCACCAUAAA
This is a messenger RNA of Ctenopharyngodon idella (grass carp), 2173 nucleotides long. RefSeq lists its product as uncharacterized. Lineage: Eukaryota; Metazoa; Chordata; Actinopteri; Cypriniformes; Xenocyprididae. The record is from RefSeq and is a predicted model, not a curated record. Bases 392 to 1201 code for a protein of 269 amino acids. Gene Ontology annotation, molecular function: cysteine-type endopeptidase activity; cysteine-type deubiquitinase activity. Gene Ontology annotation, biological process: protein deubiquitination. Gene Ontology annotation, cellular component: nucleus; cytosol. The transcript has 11 exons.